AGGCCGGCGUCGCGUCAGGGCUGGCCGGCGACGGCGGCAGUGGCGACGGCAGCGGUGAUGGUGGCGGCCCCCGAGCGGGCUUGAGGGCUCCGACCCCGCUCCCUCCCGCGCCUCCUCGGGGCCGACGCGGCGCCGCGGGCUCGGCUUUCUGGGCUUCUGCUCCCUCCCCGGCCGCCGCCCGAGCAGACGCAGACGAGGCCCGCGCUGGCCGCCCUGACGCGCCCCGGCUCGGCCCCUGACGGCCCGGCUGCUGUGCGGAGACGAGGCCGAGUCGGUAGUGGAAAGAAAAUACUGAAGAAUAGGAUCUCAAGAUGAGUAAAAAGCCCCCAAAUCGCCCUGGAAUCACUUUUGAGAUUGGUGCUCGUUUGGAGGCACUGGACUACUUACAGAAAUGGUAUCCAUCACGAAUUGAAAAAAUUGAUUAUGAAGAAGGGAAGAUGUUAGUCCAUUUUGAGCGCUGGAGUCAUCGUUAUGAUGAGUGGAUUUAUUGGGACAGCAACAGGUUGCGACCCCUUGAAAGACCUGCACUAAGAAAAGAAGGGCUAAAGGAUGAGGAAGAUUUCUUUGAUUUUAAAGCUGGAGAAGAAGUUCUGGCUCGUUGGACAGACUGUCGCUAUUACCCUGCCAAGAUUGAAGCAAUUAACAAAGAAGGAACAUUCACAGUUCAGUUUUAUGAUGGCGUUAUCCGUUGUUUAAAAAGAAUGCACAUUAAAGCCAUGCCUGAGGAUGCUAAGGGGCAGUUUCUGUUCCAGGUGAAAUCCCAGCAUCCACUAAGCUGGUGUUGUCCUAUCGACCCAGCUGGAUCGUGUAACCAGUCUAUGGGAAGUGAGGACUGGAUUGCUUUAGUCAAAGCAGCUGCUGCAGCUGCAGCGAAGAGUAAAACAGGGACUAAACCUCGAACCAGUGCUAACAGCAAUAAAGAGAAAGAGAGAGAUGGGGGAAAAUGGUUUAAAGUACCUUCAAAGAAGGCAGAAACUUCAUCUUGCAUAGCCACAGCAGAGACUGAGAAGAAGGAAGAACUACCCACAUCUAGUGAACCAUUUGUAGGACUUCACAUAGACAGCGUUCCAAAGAUCGUCUUUCCACAGCCAGAGAGCACAUUAACAAACAAGAGGAAAAAUAAUCAAGGCAACUCAUUUCAGGCAAAGAGAGCACGACUUAACAAGAUUACUGGUUUGUUGGCAUCCAAAGCUGUUGGGGCAGAUGGUGCUGAAAACAAAGACGACCACACUGCAACAGCUCCAGUGCUGGAGCAGGCGAUUUCACCUAAACCUCAAAGUCAGAAAAAAAAUGAAGCUGUCAUUAGCAGUUCUGCCAACACUCAGAAACCUGCACUGUUAUCCUCAACUUUGUCUUCAGGGAAGGCUCGCAGCAAGAAAUGCAAACAUGAAUCUGGAGAGUCUUCUGGGUGUAUAAAAACCCCUAAGUCACCACUUGCCCCAGAAUUAAUACAAGCCAAGGAUUUGACGCUUGUAUCUCAGCUUUCUUCAGUGAUAAAUAAAACUAGUCCUCCACAGCCUGUGAAUCCCCCUAGACCUUGCAAGCAUAGUGAGCGGAGAAGAAGAUCUCAGCGGUUAGCCACCUUACCCAUGCCUGAUGAUUCUCUAGAAAAGCUUUCUUCCUCUUCAGCCACUGAUGGGAAAAUAUUCUCUAUCAGUUCUCAGAAUCAGCAAGAGUCUUCAGUACCAGAGGUGCCUGGUAUUGCAUGUGUGCCACUCCAGAAGUUGGGAUCCUGUCUCCCUCUUGAUUUAAGUUGUGGUUCAGAAGUCAUAGCACCUCGAGCCCCAGAUUCCUCCAUUACUGGUGGUGAAUGUUCCAGGGAAGAAAAGGAGACACCUUUGUUUGCAAAUACCUCCUCCAAAGUAGUGAGCGAUAUAAAAGGAGCUACAGCAAUCACUGGAAUAUUGAAAACAGAAAAAAAAGUGAAAUUGGAAGAAAAAAGCUCCACUGCCUUUGGUAAAAGGAAAGAAAAGGAUAAGGAGAGAAAAGAGAAGAGAGACAAAGAUCACUACAAACCAAAGCAGAAGAAAAAGAAGAAGAAAAAAAAGAAAUCUAAACAAUAUGACUAUUCAGACUAUGAAGACAGUUCCCUAGACUUUUUGGAAAGGUGUUCUUCUCCACUAACCAGAUCUUCUGGGAGUUCUCUGGCUCCGCGAAGCACAUUUAUGGAGAAAACUACAACCUAUCAGUACCCAAGGGCAAUUCUGUCUGUUGAUCUUAGUGGUGAAAACUUGUCAGACGUGGAAUUCCUGGAUGACUCCUCCACAGAAAGCCUGCUUCUGAGUGGGGAUGAGUACAAUCAAGACUUUGAUUCAACUAAUUUUGAGGAGUCUCAAGAUGAAGAUGAUGCCCUUAAUGAGAUUGUAAGGUGUAUCUGUGAAAUGGAUGAGGAGAAUGGCUUCAUGAUCCAGUGUGAAGAGUGCCUAUGCUGGCAACACAGUGUAUGCAUGGGGCUCCUGGAGGACAGCAUUCCGGAGCAGUACAUCUGCUACAUCUGUCGGGACCCUCCGGGUCAGAGAUGGAGUGCAAAAUAUCGUUAUGAUAAGGAGUGGCUGAAUAAUGGAAGAAUGUAUGGGUUAUCUUUUUUAAAAGAAAAUUAUUCUCAUCUCAAUGCCAAAAAGAUAGUUUCUACACAUCAUCUGCUUGCUGAUGUCUAUGGUGUAACUGAAGUACUGCAUGGGUUACAGCUGAAGAUUGGAAUACUAAAGAAUAAAUAUCAUCCUGACCUUCGUUUCUGGGCUUGUUCUGGAAAGAGGAAAGACCAAGGUCAGGUGGUAUCUGGAGCAGAGAAAAAAGUGACACUUCUGGACACAGCUAACUCAGAGGGAAAGAAAUAUGUACAGAACCACAGAGAACCACCUCUGAAAAUGGAAGGAACUUAUAUAACAAGUGAGCACAGCUAUCAAAAGCCACAAAGCUUUAGUCAAGACUGCCAGUCUCAUAUAGACCCUGGAAGCUCAGAUGAUGAUGGUGCUAGCAGUUGUGAAGAAGAUGGGGAACUCCAUUUGAGAGAUAAAAGCCAUGUCCUAUAUUCAACAAAAGAGUGUGGAAUGUCAGAGAAGAAUCCAGCUUCAGGAAAUAAAGUGUUUGUUUAUAAUGAUAAAAAGGGCAUGGAGGGCCCAGGAGAUUCACAUCUUCAGUGGCAGCUAAAUCUCCUUACACACAUAGAAAACGUGCAGAAUGAAGUCACCAGCCGGAUGGAUCUCAUAGAAAAAGAAGUGGAUGUUCUGGAAAGCUGGCUUGAUUUCACAGGGGAAUUAGAGCCACCAGAUCCCCUUGCAAGACUGCCCCAACUUAAACGCCACAUAAAACAACUCUUACUUGACAUGGGCAAAGUACAACAAAUUGCAACUCUUUGCUCUGUAUAACAAUGGUAAACACAGGAUGACAAGAAUGUGUCUGUCUUCUGUUGAAUCAUUUUUAUUGCUAAGCGAAUAGUAAAAAGCUUAAUGUUUGGUCAUUUACUGAUUUGUGACACCAAUACUAUGACAUCUUGGAAGUAUAAUGAAGAACAACUUUAUCAAGGAAUCUAACAUUAAAAAUGAAUGAGCAAACUGCAAAUGAUGUUAUCUCUGCCAAGAAUCAAUGAGUAAAAUACAAGCUGCACUAAAGGAAUGGAAUUGGCAGGAUUCUAAUAGUUGCUCUCAUGAAGCUCAAGAUACCUGUAGAGAGAAUUAUGGUGUGUUUGUAUAGGUUUUAGAAGAGAUACUCAUGUUUAUAAACCAGCAUUUGGCCAAAACCACACUGUAAGGAAAUUCAAGUUCUGGAGAGUUCUACAAGUUUGCUCUAAGAAUUGCCUUCUAGCAGUUGGAUCAGCUGCAAAUAAACUUAGGUUAUUUAAACUUCUGUAGGAUCAUGAGCUAUAUCUUGGGUGAUGAAUGUAUUUAAUCAGAAAACUGACAGUGGAAGUCUCACUUUGGGGAAAACAAUUGUGGAAUUUUAACUUCAUUAUGAAUGUAUUUUAAGAAACCCACCAAAUAAUUGGAAUUUAUUGCGGGCAUUGUGCUCUUUAAAAACAAAGUGGCUUACAUAAGGGCCCAGUGUGCCAAAUGUUGAUACUGCUGGAGAGAGGAUUUGACUGUUGCAGGAAUCCUUCCAUCCACUGUACGCAGUGCCAUUAACCCAUACAAACCUGUACACCACAUGCUGUGUGUGCUCUGUGUAGGUGAGUGGCAGUAUCUGGGCUUCAGCAUACAUUUGAUCCUGGAUACAUUUGGUGUUUGCCUUUAAAAAAAAAAAAACUGUAAACCUCAGCUGGGAUGAGGAGUGACAAAAAUAUCAAAAUAAUCUGUGGCUGUGGAUUUUCUUUCUUUCUUUCUUUCUUUUUUUUUUACUGCUAGUAGUGGAAUACUGGAAAAGCUUCAUUUAUGAAGAUAAAUUUUAUUUUAAAAUAUAAAUAUACACUCAAAAAUUUUAGCUUUGAUCACAAAUGGACAGAUUUAUGAAACCAAAGGCAACUAAGUUGCUUACUCAGCUCUUGCUGGAUUUUUGAGCCUAGGUCCUACUGUCUGCCAGUCCUGGUGCGAGUUGUAUGCACCCUCCAGUGCUACAUGGGCAGGUAUGUGUAAGUGAGUAUGCUUGUUUAAAUAGUCAACGUACAUAUGUACAUAAUCAGCACAUAUUUAUAUCACACAUAUCUAGUUUUAUUACUAUAGAUUAUACAAAUUGGUGGUUAACAUAAAAUGUUACCUUUUAACAGACUGUUUUUGAAACUAAAAGUGUAUGUACAGAUUUUUAAAAGGGGGAAGAAAAGACUGUUAAGAGGAGGCUAUUUGAUGACAUUACACUUGAAUAUUUUUUUGCCUCAUUCUGUUUAUCAGUUCUAGCAAUCUGUAUAAAUGCACUUAGAACUGAUAGACAGUGAACUUGAAUUUAUCUUUGAUAAGAAUAAAUGCCACUGUACAUUCAGAUAUUAUUUAAAUUUGCAAAACACACUGUUCUAUAUAUAAGGUACUGUAUGUAAAACUCUAUUAAAACUAUUCCACAUAUCUUAAAACUUCAGCUUGCCUUUUUGCGGCCUUAUGUUUUGAUGUGAAGAUUAAAAGAAUGUGUAAACCAUUGAGAAAAUUUUAUUGCCUUUUGAGAUUUUUUCAACUGACAGAUGUGCCAAAGAUUACCAUAUAUAAAAUAUAGUCCUCUGUAUUUACUUGUGAUACCUAAACUUUGUUAAAGAUCCUAUUGAUAAAAGCUUUAGCAGAAGUCAUUGUGGGAUAGUCACUUUGCAUAUUAAAGUAAGAAUUAGUGCCUAUAACCCAUGUGUGGAGUAAAUUUACUAAUGUGUGUCUUUCAAGAUUGAUGAUGUAUUGUUUGUUGAUUUGUUUUAAAAUAAUGGCUCUAAAAUUUUCCAUCAUGACUGAACCCUAGACAUUGAAUUUAUGUCUCUUUUUUUUUUUUUUCAGAAAUGGGGUCAAUAAUGUUCUUAGUCUGUGAAUAGUGGUAUUGCCAUGAUUCUUUUCAUAUAUGCAGAUGAGCUCUUCAUUCAGUGAUACUCGAUUUCUCAGUUCUAGUGACCUCAGUGAAAGUAAUGCAUAGUGUUGUAGUACAUACUAGGUGCCCCAAAGCAGUCUGAAAUGUUUCAAAUAUAGAGUGCCAACUGGACUCCUCAAGAGGAAAGUUCUACACCUCACCUCAUGUGGCAGGGUCACUUUCAAAGUACAGGCUUACUAAAAAUGCAGCGUACAACAUCUUCAAGCUGUGUGUUUAAAUUGUACACAAAAUAGCAGUGAAGUUCAUGUUUAGACUUAAGUCUCAUGCCAAGAAUGUGUCAUGAUAAAAUGUAAAGAUUCCAGCAUCCAAGAAAACACUAAAACAUUUUUCUUCCUAAGAAUUUCCAGUAAUGAGCAUUAAAUCUGUAUCUUAAGAUUUGAUCACAUCGUUAGCAGCCAACAAAUUGAAUGCUUCAUUGAUAGACUAUUAAGUGUGCUUCUCUGCUUGUUUGUCAGUGAAUGAGAAAGCUGAUUCUUCAAUUUAAAUAUUUAAAGAAUAUAUCAGAUUAUAUACACAUACUCAGUUAUUAUAGUACCUACCGAUGAUUGGUUGAGGCCUGUUAGCAGCUAGAAGGCAGAAUGUUUCUUUGAGAGAAUGAAGAAUGAAUUAACUUUGGAGAUGCAAAUCUAUUAUGAGAAGUGUCAGGUAAGAUUUGUUUUUUGUUUUUUCCUUUUAGUCUUACCUAAAACCAUUGUAUUGAAAUGUAAGCAAUGAACUGGAGAGUGUGUUUUCCUCAAAGAUAAUGUUUCAUUUCCAGACAGAAGAGACUGAACCUUGAUGGAAGGAUUCGACCUCACAAUUUCUGGCAAAUAUAAGUUGUACUUCCUCUUGGUUGUCUGUGGUUCCACUGACUAUUGAAGUAAUGUACUUUCUCCUUAAAGGAACUUGUUAUUCUUAUAUUUCCAGGUGAAGCCCCUGUUAUUCAGUUGUUUCAUCUUAAUGUUCAUACUAAAAUGUGCAUACUUCCUGUGUUCACACUGAAGCAUACUACUUCCUCCCCAAUAAACUGAAUCUGCUGCCAUUGUCA
Messenger RNA from Meriones unguiculatus (Mongolian gerbil), 6514 nucleotides. RefSeq names its product PHD finger protein 20 like 1 (gene Phf20l1). Gene Ontology annotation, biological process: regulation of transcription by RNA polymerase II. The transcript has 21 exons. The coding region runs from base 312 to 3368 and encodes 1018 amino acids. The record is from RefSeq and is a predicted model, not a curated record. Gene Ontology annotation, cellular component: nucleus; NSL complex. NCBI's taxonomy places the organism in Eukaryota, Metazoa, Chordata, Mammalia, Rodentia, Muridae.